This is a messenger RNA of Mangifera indica (mango), 1996 nucleotides long. Its product is annotated as D-cysteine desulfhydrase 2, mitochondrial. NCBI's taxonomy places the organism in Eukaryota, Viridiplantae, Streptophyta, Magnoliopsida, Sapindales, Anacardiaceae. Gene Ontology annotation, molecular function: D-cysteine desulfhydrase activity. The coding region runs from base 563 to 1864 and encodes 433 amino acids. The transcript has 7 exons. The record is from RefSeq and is a predicted model, not a curated record.
ACAACCAAUCGCAGCAGGAAGGCAGAUAAAGCAGGCUUUAGCUUUUAGCACUCUCUUUGUUGUCUCAUCUCUUUCACGGCCAUCUCUUGUGGGUUCUACUCUUGGUGGUCGUCGUGCUGUCGCGAUAUUUGAGUUCAAUUCAAUUCAAGUUCCUAUUUACACCUUUGAAAGUUCGAACUUUACCCAGUAAAGGCCAAUUUGCAGCCAUGAAAAGAGCGUUCCUUUCAGCUCCAGGCCAGCUUUUUAACCGCCCUCAGGUUCUCUUCUCUCGCUUUCUGUAUAUCUCACAUGCGCACACGCACAAGUAAGUACAGUCACGGAAGUUGAAAAGAGAGUGUUAUAUGAUAGCCACUUCUCGCACUGCAGUUGGACAAAGACCAUAUCUUUUGGAUUUUGUAAUAUUCUUAUAAGCGAGAUACCAUUUGCAGUAUUAUAAAUUUACUCUUAGUUUGCCAUCGAUUUUAUAGAAAUUUUUGAAUUUAUCGAAUUGGAUGCAUUUGGGAAAAAAAAAAAAAAGGAAUUGGGUUGUUUGACUCUUUAGCGAUUGAAUAGAGUCCGAAGUAUGCUAUCGAUUAUACAAACGCUCAACACUCAAAAGGGAGUUUGCAAUGUUGGAAUGACUGGUGAAGAAUUGAUUUCAAAAUUGCUAGACAGAAGAUGGACAUUGAAAGGUCCUGAUACUAAAAUUCACCAAAUUAUGCUUUCUGCUACCCCAGGAAAGCAUGGAGAUGGGCCAUUUGGUAACAUUUCUUUUCUAAAUAAUACUAGUCCAUGUCUUGGUGAUCACUUGAUAGAGAAAGAUCAGGAUCAAUGCUUCUAUGUCGUGAGAGAUGACUUGUUGCAUCCUCUGGUAAAUGGUAAUAAAGCACGGAAAUUGGAUGGAUUGCUUCCAAUUCUUGAAGAUCAUUCUGUGACUGACGUGGUUACAUGUGGAGGUUGUCAAAGUGCUCAUGCAACAGCUCUGGCUGUUGCAUGUGCAGAGCGAGGAUUAAAAUCUCAUUUGCUUCUGCGAGGGGAGCAGCCUAAAGUUCUGACAGGCUAUAACCUGAUUUCAACAAUUUAUGGAAAUGUCACGUACGUGCCAAGAUCCCUUUAUGCCCAAAGGGCUGAAAUGCUAAAGUGUCAUGCUCAUUUGAUUACCGGCAAUAAUGGUCAUGUUGUAUGGUGCAAUGAGAUGCUCAAGGCAUCUUUAGCCAAGUGGACACCCUGGGCUUCUGACUUUGUGCAAACUGGUGCUCAUAGAGAUGCCGACAACUGCCCAAGAAAGGUUGUAAUUGUCAAUGAAGGAGCAGGAGAUUGUGUAGCUUUACUAGGUGUCUUUCGCCUAGUUCAGUACUUAUCCCAGGAUCAUUUACUCGGAAAGAAGGGGGCUGUCAAAUUUAUUGUGGAUGCUGGCACUGGUACAACAGCUGUUGGUUUAGGACUUGGAGCCAUAUGUUUAGGGCUUCCAUGGGAGGUAACUGCAGUAAUGCUUGCCAAUACAAUUGAUGGGUACAGGCAACAUGAGAAACAUCUGAUUUCUGAAUUCCAGGAGAUAUUUGGUGUUCAGCUUGACGACAACAGUCUAAAUAAGGUAGAUGGUGGAAUUGUUUACUGGGAAGAACGUUGUCAACCCAGAAAAUUUGGCAAUGUGUUGGAAGGGGAAGUAGAGGCAUGCAAACAAAUUGCCCAGUUCACUGGUAUUUCAGUAGAUCCCAUAUACACUUUAGCGGCUUGGGAGAUGGCAACGCUCCUUAGUGACAAGGAAUUGAAGGGGGACACUACUGUUGUCAUGCUUCACACCGGUGGCAUGCUUGGCAUGUUUGGAUUAGCCCAGAGGUAUAAAUCUUACUUCAAUGUUCUUACAGAUGGAUCCUCUGUUUAGUAACACUGAGUUUUGUAUACCAUACAGAAGGCAUUAUUUCUGUGCUAAUUUUUAUUGAACUGUGGUAAGGGCAUCGAAUUAAAUGAUCAUUGCAAAUUUGAGUGUGUGAUUAUAUCCAUUUCCUUUUUAGAA